Cyclopterus lumpus (lumpfish) is the source of this 1595-nucleotide messenger RNA. Its product is annotated as syntaxin-11-like. Lineage: Eukaryota; Metazoa; Chordata; Actinopteri; Perciformes; Cyclopteridae. Gene Ontology annotation, molecular function: SNAP receptor activity; SNARE binding. Gene Ontology annotation, biological process: synaptic vesicle fusion to presynaptic active zone membrane; intracellular protein transport; exocytosis. Gene Ontology annotation, cellular component: presynaptic active zone membrane; SNARE complex; plasma membrane. The transcript is spliced from 4 exons. Bases 692 to 1588 code for a protein of 298 amino acids. The record is from RefSeq and is a predicted model, not a curated record.
UUCUUUUAGGUUAAAAAACAAAAGAUAAAGUGUGUUUUAAUUGUGGCGUCCAACUUUUUCUUUGUUAGCCUUAAAAUGGGUAGCUGAGGCUUCAACCUCCGGGGGGAACAAACAUACAGUUGAAGUGGCAACAGGGUCCUGAUGGAGCUACGCUGUCUUCAGGGGCAGUCAGAGAUGAACCCUGGACAAGUUUAUUUGAAUUUCCGAAGUACACAUGAACGCUUCAGAAGACGGGUUGCUGCAAUCCAAGUAGCCUAUGAACCAUCAUUUGAAAAAGCUGUUCACACACCUCGUCGGAUCCAGGUGACGCUCCUGAGAUGCAGCGUCACCCCCAAAAGGCCAAACCGACCGGCUUUCAUUCCUGAAGUCACAGCAGCACAGUCGCGUGUCGUGGCGCAAUCCACCACCCUCACCAAACUACAGCUGAAUACCAGUUUGGGCUCCACAGAUAUUACGCAUAGAGCCCAUUGUUCGUGCGCACAGUCCGGAGCAGUCGACUUUUUGACUGUAGCAUGGUGCUGUGGCUCCACGGUCACCUCACAUUAAAGGACAACGUUUGAUAUCUGUGGACAUCAGAGCACAACAGGACAGUCAUCUUUAAAUGAGUCACCUUUACCAAUGUGUGUUGGAAGAGGAAAGAUAACCGGACAAAGAAAUCUUCUCGACAUCUGUAGCCUUCUCCAGCCCAACCAUGAGGGACAGACUGAGCAACCUGCAGGAAAUGUCCAGCUGUCAUGUGGAGCAGAUGGAGUACGCCGACUCCACUGUCUCCGACACCUUAAGCAACGUGGACCUGGAGGAGGAGCUGUCCCAUGAGGCAGUGGUGUUCGACAACAGCCCUGCACUGGAGGGGAUCUUUUCCCAGUCACAGGAUAUCCACAGAGAGAUCCAGCUCAUCCGCCUGGAGAUUAAAAGGCUUCGUGAGCAGAACUCUCGCAUGGUCAAGGGCGUCACCACCAUGAGCACUAUCAAAAGGGACUCCAACGCUAUUGGUGCGGAUAUAAAGGCUCGGGCUGAGGAUGUGCUGGCACGCCUGCGGGAAAUGGACGGCACAGCCCACAAGCUCGAAGAAGAACAUGGCCCAAAUUCUGCCAUCACACGCAUCGCUAGAACCCAGUACGCUUGCCUCAGCAACAAUUUCCGCGAUACCAUGUUUGACUACAAUGCGGCCGAGAUGAGUCAUCGGGAGAACUGUAAAGCCCAGAUCCAGAGGCAAAUGGAGAUAGUGGGACGUGAGGUGACAGGAGAGGAGGUGGAGGAGAUGAUUGAGAAAGGUCAGUUCAACAUCUUUAAUGACAACAUUAUGGCUGAAGGUAAAACGGCUCGAUCAGCUCUGUCCCAGAUUGAGAAACGCCACCAAGAGUUGGUGGACCUGGAGUCCCGUAUCAAUGGCAUCCAUGAAAUCUUCCUGGACGUCGCCAUGCUGGUGGAGGAGCAGGGCCCCAUGCUGACCACCAUCCAAACCAACGUUCAGAAAACCGACGAAGGCAUACAGGAGGCCCUCGUCAAACUCGGCAGGGCCAAACGUCAUGACAAGAACAACCCCUUUAAAAAGAUGUUUUGCAGCUGUUUCCCAUGUGUCGACUGAUGACUAG